Messenger RNA from Schistocerca serialis cubense, 451 nucleotides. RefSeq lists its product as uncharacterized. Bases 1 to 429 code for a protein of 142 amino acids. The transcript is spliced from 4 exons. Lineage: Eukaryota; Metazoa; Arthropoda; Insecta; Orthoptera; Acrididae. The record is from RefSeq and is a predicted model, not a curated record.
AUGGGCUUCAGCUUGGAACUGCUCAUGGUGCGACUGAACAUUAAGAAAGACAUAUUGCCGUACACCAAUCUCUUCGCCUUCGCUUACGGAUUCAGAGUCAACUAUCCACUGCCUACAGGUGCGAAAGACUUCCCGUUAAAACGAAUAUUCCGAAGAGACGUCUACGGAGAUCUGGAACACCUUAUUUCGCAACACGGUCUGGACGGCCGCGCAUGCGUGCUGCGAGCCAUCUGUGAAGCGGCGAGCCUCGAGAAGCCACGGGGUCUCGUGCAGAAGCUGCUGCACCGGAUAUUCAGUGUACCAGCAGACGAGGCCCAGCAUCUGCAGCCGUACCACGUGCUGGAGGGGGGCUGUGAGCGCCUGCACGAGUCCUGCCCACUGUCGCUGCUCCACAUGACCGUCAUGCUCGAUCCCGACGAUGACAUCUGACGUGGAAACGCUUUUCAUCUGG